Spodoptera litura is the source of this 2089-nucleotide messenger RNA. RefSeq names its product glucose dehydrogenase [FAD, quinone]. The record is from RefSeq and is a predicted model, not a curated record. Lineage: Eukaryota; Metazoa; Arthropoda; Insecta; Lepidoptera; Noctuidae. Gene Ontology annotation, molecular function: oxidoreductase activity, acting on CH-OH group of donors; flavin adenine dinucleotide binding.
GUAGAUGAGUUGUAAGGGCAGCCAUGGAGGCGGCAGGAGCGCUGGCCAGCUUGGCACCGUCGCCCAUCACCGUAUUGGGUCUGAUACCACUCCUGGCACUCGGGAUCACGUACUUCAGAUACCAACAAUUCGACCCGGAGUCUUAUAUUACGGAUGUCAAUACUGUGAUGCCGAUCUACGACUUCGUGAUAGUCGGCGGCGGUUCUGCCGGCGCAGUGGUCGCGUCGCGGCUCUCCGAGAUCGGCAACUGGACAGUGCUGCUCCUGGAGGCCGGCCAAGACGAAACUGAGAUCUCUGACAUCCCCGCGCUAGCGGGCUACACACAGCUCUCCGAGAUGGACUGGCAAUUCCAGACCACGCCCUCCAACAACCGCUCUUAUUGUCUCGCCAUGAAUGGUGAUCGCUGCAACUGGCCAAGAGGCAAGGUACUCGGCGGCUGCAGCGUACUUAACGCGAUGGUGUACGUAAGGGGUAAUCGGAACGACUACGACCUCUGGGAAGCGCUUGGUAACCCCGGCUGGUCGUAUGAUCAAGUGUUACCAUAUUUUCUCAAAUCCGAAGACAACCGCAACCCAUACUUAGUAAAUACGCCUUACCACGCUGCCGGCGGCUACCUCACGGUUCAAGAAGCACCGUGGCGGACGCCAUUAUCGGUUACGUUCUUGAAAGGUGGUAUGGAACUUGGUUACGAAAACCGCGACAUCAACGGAGCGAAACAGACAGGCUUCAUGUUGACCCAGGCGACCAUGCGGCGCGGCAGCCGCUGCAGCACGGCCAAGGCUUUCCUCCGACCGGUCAGGCAGAGAAACAAUCUGCAUAUUGCUCUCGGUGCUCAAGUUACAAGGAUUCUUAUAAACCCUGUUAAAAAACAGGCGUACGGUGUCGAAUUCUACCGAAAUGGACAGAGAUAUAAAGUUAGAAUUAAACGAGAAGUUAUUAUGUCUGCCGGGGCUCUAGCGACACCUAAAAUAAUGAUGUUGAGUGGAAUUGGACCAGCGGACCAUCUAAGAGAGCAUGGUAUUCCUUUAGUCGCAAAUCUAAAGGUAGGCCAUAAUUUACAGGACCACGUUGGAUUAGGUGGUUUGACUUUCGUAGUCAAUAAACCAGUAACAUUCAAAAAGGACCGUUUUCAAACAUUUAACGUUGCUAUGAACUACAUAUUAUACGAGAAAGGUCCUAUGACAACCCAAGGAGUAGAAGGACUAGCAUUUGUGAACACAAAAUACGCGCCACCUUCCGGUAACUGGCCUGACAUACAGUUCCACUUCGCACCUAGUUCCGUGAACUCUGACGGCGGAGAACAGAUCAGAAAGAUAUUGAACUUGCGUGACAGAGUAUACAAUACUGUUUACAAGCCCAUAGAAGACGCUGAGACAUGGACUAUACUUCCAUUAUUGCUAAGACCGAAGAGUUCUGGUUGGAUUAAGCUGAAGAACCGUAAUCCAUUCACAGCGCCCUCAAUAGAGCCGAAUUACUUCGCGUACAAGGAGGAUAUCAAAGUGCUGAUAGAAGGUAUAAAGAUAGCGAUGGCUUUGUCGAACACGACAGCUUUCCAGAGGUAUGGGUCGAGGCCACACAACAUAGCUAUGCCUGGCUGUCAGCAUCAUGAGCUGUUCAGCGAUGAAUACUGGGAGUGUUGUUUGAAGCACUUUACUUUUACAAUAUACCAUCCUACCGGGACGUGUAAGAUGGGUCCUAAGCACGAUAUAGAUGCUGUAGUGGAUCCAAGGUUGCGUGUACAUGGUGUAGCGAACUUGAGAGUGGUUGACGCUAGUAUAAUGCCAACGAUUAUAAGUGGGAACCCCAAUGCUCCUGUAAUUAUGAUUGCUGAGAAGGCAUCGGAUAUGAUAAAAGAGGACUGGCUAGUAUUAUGACAGUGUUAAUUGAUAGUGAAUGAAAAUACUCAGUCAUGAACAAAUAUGAUUAUGUUUGUCGAUAAGUAAUUAUUUUAUUGUAAUGUUAUUCUCAUGUAGGGCUGUAAAUAUAAAAUUAAGGCGUGUAGUGUACGUAAUUAUUUUGCUAUCGGACUUUGUUAAGCGUUUUGUAAUUACCUAUCGUUGGUGCAGUAUACAAUAAAAUAAAAAAAUAA